Prorocentrum cordatum is the source of this 1370-nucleotide messenger RNA. The record is from the annotation of a GenBank genome assembly. NCBI's taxonomy places the organism in Eukaryota, Dinophyceae, Prorocentrales, Prorocentraceae.
CCAGGGCCGUCCAGGCUCAAGCGUCGUUUCAGUUCCAACCCUGAGUCUCUGCGUCCCUGCGCGGCGCGCCAUGCUGUGGUUCCUGGAGAGCCCCGAAGACCCGCCGCCGCUGCCAGCACGCUCCGCGGUGUUCGUCGUCAGGAAUGGUCGAUACGAGCCGCAGAACCUGAUGCCAGUGCUGCCUCGGAUGGAUAUCCUCGAAUUCGAUGGCUUCGUGACCCGCCGUGGGUCAGCCGUAGGCGGCCUCACCGCGAGGCCCCCCGAGAUGCGCCAGGCCUCCCUGGUCAGCAACCCCGUGAGCGUCCGGCGCGACUCCGUGCGGGCGAGGAGCGACCCCAGCAGCGACCGCGUCCAGUUCAGCAUGGUGCUCGACACGCAGAGCGCCUGCACGGUGUCAGUCCACCUGCUCGUCACCGAGGUGGAGCAGAGCCAGGGCCCCGAGGGCGAGCGCCGCCUCGAGCUCGUGCCCCAGGCCCCGCAGGGGCCGAGGCCGAAGGAGGACCACGGUGCGCCCGAGGCGCCGGAGGACGAGCGCCCACGGGAGGGCGCGCCGGCGGCGGAGGGGCCGCCCCCGUGGCACGGGCAGCUGGGGGCGCUGCUGGACCGGCGCCGCUUCGGAGCCGGGCUGGGACAGUGCUACGAGAGCCCUCCGCUCGACCUGUCGCAGAUCCCCGCGGAGCAGCUGGCCUUCGACGUCGGCCGGCCGGCGGACGUCCCCAUUGCGAUCUGCCUGGAGCCAGAGGGCGGCUCGGUGGAGGAGGUGUGCGCGCACUACUCCUACGUGUCGCUGCAGAGGGCGGCUCCGCCCGCCCAGGCCACGGCGAGCUCCCCCAAGCUGGACGGCUGCGGCGACGCGGCCGGCGCCCACUGGACGGCUCAGGUCUUCGCGCAGAAGUUGCAGUAUCAGGGCAACUGCUUCGUCCUGCACGACGUGUUCGGAGUGGCCUCCAAGCGCGCGUCCGACUACGACGGCGCCGAGACUGGGAGCUCCGAGUGCGUGAUCUGCCUCAGCGAGCCCCGCGACACGGCCGUUCUGCCCUGCCGGCACAUGUGCUUCUGCGGCUACUGCGCUGGCAUCGUCCGGCUGCAGUGCGAGAAGUGCCCCGUCUGUCGCCAGAAGGUCAAGAGCCUGCUCCAGUUCAAGAAGGAGGACGCGGCGAUGGAUCAGCUGAUGGGCAUCAAGCCGCAGGAGCGCCGCGCCUCCUCCGCGAGGGGCUCCGUCAGCUGAGCCGCGCCCUUCGGCCGGGUCUCUCCCCCCCCGCGGCCCGCGGGGAGCGGCGCCCGCUGCAGCGCCCUCUCCGCGGCGCGGGCGCGCGCCGCCGCCCGCGGCCCCAAGAGGGGCGCAGGGGGUGUCGGGGGCAGUGUGCCCA